AGCGAGCGCAAGAAUGGAUUUGUGGACAUGCCCCAGACGGAGCAGGUUGAUGAAUCCUUCAGGUCAUUUAAGCUUGUUGGCCUUGAGUCGGACCAUACAAUCAGCCUUACGGGCAAGAGAGAGGAAGUCCUGCUCCUGUCGUGGCUCAUCGUGCUCCUGCGGACCCGAGAAGACAGCCAGUUCUCGUUUGACUGGAGCCACCGGAAUCAGCAAGAUGACGUCGCCAAUGAUUUUGAAACGCGCUCGCUGUCGAUGAGUGAGGUUGUGUCGGAUUUGCGCAACCUAGUGGGACAAACCGCUACAGACCUUGUUCCUCGCGUCACAGCAGCCACGUCCAGUCCGUACACGGCUGCGACCAACCCUACCUCCCUUCUCUUGAGCACAGGCUCCCUAUCCCAAACCUCCACGGAAUCCAGAGAUGAGGGAAUCCUCCACCUAGAAACCCGCUUCCACGAUGAUCGACUCGAGAUCCGCCCGGCAUGGUGGACUGGAAGUAUGCUGCCAUACACGAUAACGCGAUACAUCGAUAAUCUCGUUGAGACGGUCAAACUAUGUCUCGCGCAUCCCAAUACAUCCGUUGUGGAGCUCACUCGGCCAACUGAAAGCGACAUUGGCGAGAUCUGGCGGUGGAAUCAUCAGCUCCCCACAUUUUACGACUUUUGCAUGCACGAUAUGGUUUCCGAACGGGCCCGUAGCUUCCCAGAUAAGGUGGCGAUAUCAUCGUGGGAUGGCGACCUGACGUACGGCCAGAUCGAUCAAUACUCGACAUUCGUGGCUGUAUCUCUGCGGGAAAUGGGAGUCAAGCUGCAUGAUGUCCUGCCCGUAUGCUUUGAGAAGUCCAAAUGGACAAUCGUCGCUGUGCUGGCGGUCAUGAAAUCGGGCGCAACCUUCGUGCUCAUGGACCCAACGCUGCCUCUUGCGCGUCUGCAGAACGUGGCGACACAAGUGGGCGCUGAGGCGAUGCUGACAUCUCGCAUGCAGCAGGGUCUGUUAGCAUCCAUCAUACCAAGUGAAAGACAGAUUGUCGUGGAGGCAGAGCUGUUCACCGACUUACCCGAUGUGCAGGCCAUGUCCCCGUUACCGGUCGUUCCGUCAUCGGCCUUGAUGUAUAUGAUCUUCACCUCGGGCAGCACCGGCACUCCGAAAGGGGUCAAGAUCUCCCACGAAACCUAUACCAGCAGUGCCAUUCCUCGAGCAAAGGCCGUUGGUUACACGGAGGACUCGAGAGUCCUUGACUUUGCUUCCUACGCAUUUGAUGUUAGCAUCGACAGUAUGCUGUUGACUUUGGGGAACGGCGGUUGUCUGUGCAUCCCUUCGGAUGAGGACCGACUGAACGAUAUCAACCAGGUCAUACGCAAUAUGCGGGUCAACUAUGCAGGACUGACCCCGUCGGUGGCUCGCAUCUUGGAUCCAGACGUGAUCUCUUCUCUCAGUGGCCUUGGUCUGGGAGGCGAGGCGGCAUCGGCGAGGGAUGUGACGGUAUGGGGUCAGGACACUCGCAUCAUCAUCGGCUACGGUCCGUGCGAAUGCACCAUAGGAUGCACUGUUAACAGCAGCGCCGCCACGGGCAGGGACUAUAUCUCCAUAGGCCCAGGCAAUGGUGCAGCCAUCUGGGUGGUCGAUCCCAACAACCAUGAGCUACUCAUGCCGGUCGGCGCCGUAGGUGAGCUACUUGUCGAAGGUCCGAUCGUGGGCCAAGGAUACCUGAACGACCCCGAGAAAACGGCGACCGCUUUCAUUCAAGAUCCCCCGUGGCUGAUAGCGGGCCACAGGGACUACGAAGGUCGUCGCGGAAGACUGUACAAGACCGGGGAUCUGGGAAAAUACGACCCAGAUGGCACUGGGGGGAUCGUCUUUGCCGGGAGGAAAGACACGCAGGUCAAACUGCGUGGACAGCGAGUCGAGCUGGGCGAGAUUGAAAGUCAGCUCAGGGCCAUCCUGCCCGCGGAAGCCAGCGUCAUCGCCGAAGUGAUUGUACCCCAAGGAUCCGGCGGGCAGCCGACAUUGGUGGCGUUUGUCACGAUACAGUCUCCAAAGGGACAGGAGAAUACCGAAAUCCAGUCGGCGCAACUCCCCGACGAGCUGCGCAGUGAGUUAUCGAACGCCAAUUGCGAGCUGGCGAAGGUGCUGCCGCGAUAUAUGGUACCCACCGCAUACAUCCCCGUCACCUAUAUCCCGGUCUUGAUUUCCGGCAAGAUCGAUCGCAAGCGACUUCGACAGUUCGGCACGUCAGUCGACUUGCGACAAUUAGAAGAUGAAGCCCCAACCGCCGCCUCGAAUCGACAACUGAAUGAGCUCGAGCAGCGCCUGCGAGAUGCAUGGUGCCAGGUUUUGAAGCUUGAUUCGGACACAAUCCGGCUGGACGAUAAUUUCUUCGCGCUCGGCGGUGACUCCUUGGCCGCUAUGAGGCUAGUGUCGGCCUGUAGAGUGACCGGUCUUGAUCUGUCCGUCGUCGGCACUUUCAACCAUCCAACACUCUCGGAAAUGGCCGGUAUUGUCCACAUCCACGACGCAGAAGCAUCGGCGGAGGUCCUGCCAUUUUCCAUGAUCACCCAGGACGUAGACAGCGCGUGUCUCGAGGCAUCCCAGGUUUGCGGGUCAAGCCCGGAGAGCAUCAAAGAUAUCUACCCUUGCACACCCACGCAGGAGUCUCUCUUCACCUUUUCCCUCAAAUCAAACAAGGCGUACGUUGCUCAGAGAGUCGCCUGUAUUCCGUCGCAUAUCAGUCUCGAAGUCUGGAAAGGCGCAUGGCAGGCGGUUGCCGCUGCAAGCCCUAUUCUACGCACACGUCUAGCCCAACUCCAAGACCCUGGCCUUCAGCAAGUGGUGUUGGAGGAAAGGGUCGCGUGGAGACAUUCGACGGAUCUCCAGCAGUACCUCGAGAACGACCGAGAUGAGAAGAUGAAUCUGGGUGAACGACUGGCUCGAUAUGCGAUCAUUGACCAGUCAGACGAAGGCAAGCGAUACAUGGUCUGGACUGUGCACCAUGUCCUCUACGACGGAUGGUCAGAGCCACAAAUUCUCAAUCACGUCAACAAGGCGCUGCAGGGCUAUCCCGUCGAGCUACAGAGCCAGAUGAGAGACUUUGUCAAGUAUGUACGUGAGACAGAUGAGGUCGCCAUGCAAGAGUUCUGGCGACGAGAGUUAAAUGGAGCCGUCGGACCUCAAUUCCCACGGCUACCUUCCAGAGACUUUCUCCCGACGCCGGACGGCAUGCUUGAGCAUCAGAUACCCCUUGAGACAGGUGCCGGAUGGCCAUUCACAAUGGCUACUUUAAUACGCGGGGCGUGGGCGCUCUUAGCGUCCAAGUAUACGGGAAGCGACGACGUGGUCUUUGGCGAGACGCUGACGGGUCGCGAUAUUUCCUUGCCCGGAGUUGAAAACAUCAUCGGUCCCUUGAUUGCGACGGUACCCGUCCGCAUCCACGUCCAUCGCGCGAUCUCCGUGGAAGCAUACCUUCAGACUGUUCAGCAAGGCAUGCUGGCUCGCACGCCGUAUCAGCAUAUGGGGAUGCAAUACAUUCGCAAGGUCAGCCGAGAUGCUCAGUAUGCGUGCGAGGCGCCCACCGGUUUAGUCAUUCAACCCGAGCCGGAAAUGGCUGCUGAUGAGCUGGGGUUCCAUCAAGGGGAUGUCGUGCGUGAAGCGCUUCAUUUCAACCCAUACCCCCUGAUGAUUGCCUGCGGAAUUCAGAAAGGCGGCUUCCGAAUUUGUGCCAGCUUUGAUAGCAGCCUGAUUGGGGUUGCACAAAUGAGGCGCACUCUCCACCAGUUCGAGUUGGUCUGCUCGCAGUUGAUCAAAGGCCUUUCCAGGCCAGUCGAUGAAAUAUCAUGCCUGCCCGAGGCCGAAUUGGAUCUGAUUUGGGGACGCAACGAGCUUGCCCCACUGUCUUUCGACGCAACCUCAGGGCUGCUGCAAGCUGAAACGCGAGUAAAACAAGGAUCAGAGUAUCCACCCGUUGCAGUUCCUUGGAUCUGUGAUCCGCAAAACCCAUCGCUUCUGUCCCCCAUCGGCUGCAUUGGCGAGCUCUGGUUGGAGGGCAACUUUCUCCCCGGCGAGGCCGCCGAAUCACCAGCUUGGCUCGUUGCUGGAAGCUCAGCCUGCGGGGGGCGGACAGGAAAAGUGCAGGCAACGGGCGACAUAGUUCAGUUACAGGAGGAUGGCAAGCUAGUGUUUCUUGGUCGCAAAGAAGAUGUCCUGCCGGCGCAAGGACAUGCGGUGAACAUCGCAGAACUCGAGGCUCACGUCGCCAGACACCUCCCGCCCGCUGUUCAAGCCGUCGCUACCGUUCUUCAAUCUGCUGGUGGCUCACAGCAUAGUCCGGAGCCUGAGAUAGUCGUUCUCGUCGCAUACAAGGGCUCCGUAGAAGAGAACGUGGAGCUCUUACCAACAGAGCAUGAUAUCAUGACUGAUGCCUCGGGCUUCAAGACGACGAUUCGUGCCGCGGUCCCCGUCAGCGUUGCUAUCGCGCUCAAACGGCUCGACAAAUUUAUCCGGGACUCCCUUCCAUCCUACAUGAUCCCUUCCACGUUCAUUGUGAUCGACGAACUCCCAACUGCGACGGGCCAAGUGGACCGCGAUUCGCUGAAUCAGCUGGCCUCGAGCAUUCCUCGGCAGAUACUCGUCGAGCUCAGUGGGGGGUUUAAGAGGGCAUGGGCACAUAAUGCAACCCAAACGUCUUUGUCACCGGCGGAGCAGAUCCUGCGCUCGUCAUGGGCAAAGAUUCUUGGCCUCAGUCCGGAGAAUAUUGACGUCGACGACAACUUUUUCCGACUCGGUGGUGAUUCCGUCCUCGCAAUGAAGCUGAUAUCCCAUCUUCGCACGCAAGGGCAUGGCUUGACCAUCGCUGAUAUCUUCCAGCACAUGCGUCUUGGAGACGCGGCCAAGGUCCUGAAGAUAGGCCAAGCGUCCACACCCAAGGCCCGGUCAUAUCAGCCGUUUUCGACGCUGGGCCAGAUCCAGGUGGACCAAUUCUUGUCCGAGAUAGUUCGCCCAAAGCUGGCCAAUCGAUCAUGGUCAAUUCAAGAUGUAUCCCCGGUGACCGAUUCUCAAGCACUCGACGUGCGAGCAACCAUCCAACCCCCACGAACCUCAAUCCAAUACACUAUGUUGUACCUGGAGCAAGGCGUUGACCGAGAUCGACUUUUCCGUGCUUGUGAAGGGCUUGUGGAUACUCACGAUAUUCUGCGCACGGUCUUCGUUGAGCACGACUCGACUCUUUUCCAGGUGGUGGUGAAGACGCUCGACGUCCCGGUGAUUACGCAUCACGUCGACGGGGACCUUGAGAAAUCCGUCACCGACUUGUGCAAAGAACACAUUGAGCUGGAUUUCAACCUGGGAUCCUCCUUCCUCAGAAUAUUCCAUGUCGAAACUAAUGAUGGCCGUGGGUGCCUCGUCAUCGGUCUCUCACAUGCGCAGUACGAUGGCGUUUCUCUCCCGCGGCUCCUCCGCGAUCUGGAAAUCCUGUAUUUGGGCCAGAAGGUUGACGACUUCGAGCCAUUCUCCUCUUAUCUGGCCGGUGUCCGGGACGUCCGCGCUCAUGCCGAUGCGCUGAAAUACUGGCGCGGUCUUCUCACUGGCUCCGCAGUGUCCGUGCUAGGCGGGAUCUCGGGACAGCCUACAGACAAAGCCAUCUUCCACGCCAAGCCCGUUGAGGUCUCCGGAGGCCCCGGAGAGAUUACGACGGCAAACCUGCUGACAGCCGCGUGGGCGUUGACGUUAGCUCGUCGACUCCGCACGCGGGAUGUGACUUUUGGCGGAGUAACAUCCGGGCGCAACGUCGACAUCGCCAACGUGGAGAAUGUGAUGGGUCCAUGCUACCAGCUCACUCCCAUCCGAGUCCCCUUCCAGUCCCACUGGACGGCGAUGGAUCUCUUGCAGUUCGUCCAGAAGCAAAGCGGGCAGUCAGCGGCGCAUGACUACCUCGGGUUCCGGGCGAUCUCCCAGCAGUGCACCCAGUGGCCGUCGGAGGUUACAUCCUUUGAUUCUCUUGUUCAUCAUCAAGACUUCGAGGACUUUGACACCAUGCCCUUUGCUGGGGGGACCUGCCGAGUUGACAUUCUGAAUCCCCACGGGGAUGCCGCGUAUCCCUUGAAGGUUGUCUCGUUUGUUCGAGGCGGGCGGAUGCAUGUGGGGAUGGUAGGAACUGAGAAGGACACGGCGCUGGUGGAUGCAGUCUUAGACGAAUUGGCUUCAGUCGUUCAAGAACUGGCGACAUGUUCGUCGGAA
Messenger RNA from Aspergillus steynii IBT 23096, 6225 nucleotides. It is a transcript of the gene sidD, whose product is annotated as nonribosomal peptide synthase SidD. The record is from RefSeq and is a predicted model, not a curated record. The annotation marks the transcript as partial. Gene Ontology annotation, molecular function: catalytic activity; phosphopantetheine binding. Gene Ontology annotation, cellular component: cytoplasm. Gene Ontology annotation, biological process: amino acid activation for nonribosomal peptide biosynthetic process; secondary metabolite biosynthetic process. NCBI's taxonomy places the organism in Eukaryota, Fungi, Ascomycota, Eurotiomycetes, Eurotiales, Aspergillaceae. The transcript is spliced from 2 exons.